AUAAGUCGCCCGGCCGCUUCGGGUUCCGGCGUUCGGGUUCCUGCGUGUGUGCACCAUGGGGUAGGGGGUUCGUACGGCCCGGUACGCUGGGUCAAACCCACGAGAACAGCCAACCCGAACGGAUCGGGCAAACGCCGCGGAUGUGAUGUGAUGUGACAAACGAACGCAGCGAAACCAACGGAGGAGUCGUUCGAUGUUUGGUGCCCUCUGCUAACCGAAACAGAUAGCGAAUUUUUGUAAAGCGUGUGUGUUUGCGUGGUUUGCUUGGUUGUUUUUCGGGAGCAUUUAAGCGAACCAAAACAAGGCCUGAUUAGUGCAGAAGGGGCAUGCUUAAUGCUGUGAAAUCUGGCAGUGCCCUGAAGUGUUUUGAGGGAUGAUUCCUUCCCUGGUGUUCCCUACUUUCUAAACCUGCAGUGACGAACCCUUCUACUACCGUAGCUGGAGUGUUGGUGUGGCAGUGUGCGACAUCACACACGGAAAAUAAACGUUUACAAACCCCCACACAUAAAAACACAAAAUGACACACGUGCCAGAUAUACGCUGUGGUAUGGCACAGGUGGGUCGUCGACGAAGCCAUCCACGUACGGGUCGGGGCGUUAUCCCGACCACCACGCUCGUACUGCUCGCCAUCCUGCUCCAGCUGAUGGAUCUUGGCGAUGGGCCGGGCGGAGGACGCUCAAUGCUCGUCCGGGCGGCAUGUGAGUCGCGCAAAAGUUGGUGGGAUCCGACGCUAGGUGAGUGUGCCCCGUGCCUGAUCUGUGCGGACCAUCAGGUGGUGCUGAGACCGUGCCAGGACUAUAUGAACACGGUUUGCGGCACGAUGAAGGACCUGACCGCGUCCGUCAGCCGUCCGUAUCCGCACCUGCCGGAGGGAAACGGGAAUGGGAUUGGUUCCGUCGGCCGUACCCGCGAUCACCACUGGAAGGAGGAACGCCGGAAAGAAGGUGACGGUGUGGAGGGCUAUCGGCGUGUAGUGCCGGCGAUCAGCACCGAGGAGAUCCUGUGGGAUUGGCAGGUAGCGUCGCUACUGAUUGCCAUUAUCGGGUGUCUGCUGUUCCUGCUGGCAGCGGGCUGUGUCGCCCUCAACCAGAGCCGUCAGUGGCGUCGCAUCGAGAAGCACUUUGACGCCGAUAUGGAAGCAUUAUCGGCACAACUCGUGAACCAUCUGGCCAGCAUGCAGCAUCUCGAGAGUGGGCCGAUCCUGCUGGAGAACUUUGAUCACGGGCGGCUGCGUACCACCGGGCAUCAUCCGAUCGAGGUCCGCUGCGUCUAUCUCGACCAGCUGCUCGAUGAGAAAUGUUCGCAGAAGGCACACAGCGUCCAACCGACGGCCGGCAAUCUAUACAUCGAGGAGUCGAUCGAUACACCCCGCCUCCAGUCACCGAUCCCAUCGUCCCGGUCACCACCACCACCCCCGAUCUCCCUGAUACGGCACUAUUAAGGGCGGGAACGAGGAUGGGUGGUAGUAUCCGGAUGUUGACCGCACCGGAUGGAAGUAACAAAUCGAGCGGACUCUUAUAACUAUCAAAUACCGAGAAACGCGAAGCAAGAGCAAGGGGUAUUAACAGCAGCAGCAGCAAUACUACCACGUGUAGUGUGACGCUGCUGCGUGCCUUAAGAAAUAUUUAAAGCUGUACAAAAAAACAAACACAACUACAGGAAAGGGCAGCAGCGUAUGUGUUGCUUGCCUUUUCCCCAAUUAAGCUGUCGAUUUGGGAAUCGUAAGUGAAUCGGGCAGGAGGAGCUGUAGCAGGCGAACGAGCAGGAAGUUAACCCAUAAUGGGAAACGAGAGAGAAGGGAUCAGUAAGAUAAGUUUUAAGCGUAAAUGUGCCUUUAAGAUGUGCUAGUAUAUGUACAUAUAUCUAUUAAAAAAAAUAUCUCUAUUACCUAGACGCACACUGCUUCCACCGCAUACGAGAAGCUUCUUAGGAAUUGUCUGACUUGUGUGACUGUCGAAAGAUCUGAGAUACGAUGAGAGUUGUCGGGCGGCGUAGUUCGAUGUAUUCUUCGAUGUAUUGCUAGUAAUGUUUCAACCAGAAUAAUAACCAGCACCUACACCUCAACCGAGGGCCCCUGGUGGCAAGUGGUCAUGAACUAACACACAGUAUAGUCACGUACCUUGCGUUCUUUCUUGCUUCGAGUCCCGAAAUGCGUACCCCGGUGACUUGCAUAUCAGCGAGGAUCUGGACGAGGGAGCAACGCCAUGCUGUGUGUGCCCUAACCUCUCCCGCCAUUAUCAUUUUCACAUUGUAAAUCACACAUCCAACAGCCCAUGUACACGCAAAAGUCUUCGCAAAUCAAACGCAUCGGAAUGUGUGUGUGUGUGUGUGUCCUUCAUCGCCCGGCCCAUCCAACUGACGGGUAGCGUUAGGUAAAGCGAAUAGUCGCGAACGGUUCGGUGGUUUAAUCUAGAUUUGGUCAUGGUUCGCGCAUCGCUUCAAUCGCGCUGCCUGUUUGGCCGAGCUCGCACGCCAAACGUCGGAAGGGUGGAGGACUCGGCGGGAGUUGCAGUUUUCCAUCUAGUGGGAGGUUGCCCAUCUGCCGGACGACGGUGCAACCCAAAUUGGACCUCAACGGUCGUCAAUGACGCUGCCAGCUUGUCCGCCGGCGACACUCAUUGUAAAGCGUCAAACGUCAGAUACAAACUCCUCCAUGCCUUCAGCGUUCAGCGUACGUGAGCGGACUGCACAACGUGGUGACACUUGUCCGAAAAUAUUGUCUCGGCGUUUCUGUGUGUGUUUUUCGGUUUUACUGCUCUCCACCAUACUGAAACCGCCAUCGACACACGUUCGGGUAAGCCGAUGUCUAGCUUUAUAGCACAGGUGCACCGCCGUGAAUGUUUGUUAUGAAAUUGAUAAAGUUGAAGUUGUCCGUCAGACGAUGCAUUAUUCCACGUUUGCUUGUUUGAUGUAUGGCGGAGUCUGCAGAUAUGCACGGCUUGUUUGAUGUUAUUGGAGAAGAGACUUUGAGCUGACUCAAAGACUUUGAGCUUUGAGAGACUUUGACUGUGCGACAACAAAAGCGAAGGUGCCAGAACUCUGCUUACUUGGGCCUAACGAUCUCUUAAGGUCAUAUACCUGCCAUUUCUGGCUAGCUAGUCAGUCUUUACUAUGGGAGAACGGUCCGGAUGGGAUUUUUACCACCGUCCUGCUUUAUGAAAACCAGCGCCGUUGUCGUCUCUACCAUAGGACCGCCCAGGACGCCCGACAGAGCAAAUAAAACAAACCCAUCAUCACGGCAUGCAGGCUGUAGACAUCAAG
Anopheles stephensi (Asian malaria mosquito) is the source of this 3261-nucleotide messenger RNA. It is a transcript of the gene wgn, whose product is annotated as tumor necrosis factor receptor superfamily member wengen. Lineage: Eukaryota; Metazoa; Arthropoda; Insecta; Diptera; Culicidae. The transcript is spliced from 5 exons. The record is from RefSeq and is a predicted model, not a curated record. Bases 518 to 1441 code for a protein of 307 amino acids.